AUGGGGAUAGGCAGCCUGAUUCUUCUCGCAUUUAUUGCGACCAGGGUUAGCCUAGCUGCUCCUGCUCAUACAGCUAGCCCGGUGGUUAAUUUAGGCUACGCCAGCUACCAGGGGUACUAUGACAGUACUCACGAUCUAAACAUUUUCAAGGGAAUUCGUUAUGCAGCCCCUCCAGUUGGAAAGCUCCGAUGGCAAGCUCCACAAGCCCCCCCAGUGAACCGGACUUCCGUUCAAUAUGCCAUUAAGCAACCUCCGCUUUGCCCCCAGUCUGGUGGUGCGAAAUUGCCCAAAGUUUACGGCUUCAAUUCGGCCCUCGGUGAUGAGGACUGUUUGUUCUUGAAUGUGUAUGCUCCAGUGGGGGCAAAAGAUCUCCCUGUCCUUCUUUGGAUCCAUGGGGGCGGGUACGGUCUUUUUGGGGCAAUCUACGACCCCAGUGAGUGGAUCAACACGAAUGAUCAUGGGUUCAUUGCAGUCAUGAUCCAGUACAGACUGGGUGCUUUUGGCUUUUUGUCAUCGGCAGAUGUGCACAAAUAUGGCCAAGCCAACGCAGGUCUUCUGGACAUGCGAUUUGCUCUUCAAUGGGUCCAAGAGCAUAUUGAAGCUUUCGGCGGCAAUGCAUCUCGUGUUACGAUGGGCGGUGAAUCGUCAGGUGCAGGCUCAGUGAUGUUGCAGGCAAUGGGCUAUGGGGGUCGCGAGGAUCACUUAUUCAACAAUAUUAUCGCUGCCAGCCCGUACACUCCGGCUAUGUACCACUACGAUGAUGAAGUGCCGACAAUUCAUUAUCUUCACUUUGCAGCUCGGGCAGGAUGCCAUGAUGGAAAGCUUAUUUCCGAGUCGGCUAUCUUUGACUGUCUCGUAAAUGCCGACACAGAGACCUUGCAAUACGCCAGCGCAAAUGUUUCAGUCUCGGGAUCAUGGGGUACGUGGGCCUUCCAGCCUGUGAUAGACGGCGAGUUCAUUCAGGAGCUACCAACCACGCAACUGCUCAAAACGAAAGUGAGCGGCAAGCGUAUAUUGUCAGGUAACAAUGCCAAUGAUGGCGUGCCCCUGAGUCCGCCUUACAUCAACACCACCGACGGUUUCUUGAGUUACAUCAAAAACACUUUCCCAUUGUUCAAUGCAUUUGAUUAUUCUCGCCUGAAAGAUAUCUAUGGAUUCUGGAAUAGCUCCCCCACAAACACUGGCCCUCGGUACGACACCCUGGGUGAUCGUGGCCCAAUUGCUUUGAACCAGUCAGAGAUGGCGACAGGUCUUCAGCAAACUAUUUUUAACAUCUUUGCCGAGACAACGUUUGAUUGUGCUUCGUAUUGGCUUUCAGAUGCUUUUUCAAGGGGCCCCGCCAAGGAGAGUUGGAAGUACCAAUUUUCUGUCACGCCUGCAUACCAUGGUGCAGACUUGACCGCAUAUUUCUCCGUUGGAGCGCAUACACCCACUCGUGGCUUUAUACAUUCAUUCCAGAAGAUUUGGGGUUCCUUCAUUAUCAAUGAUACCCCAGUAAUCUCCAUCGCAGAUGCGAAGGGCUGUGCGGAAAAUUCCACAGUCCCCGAAGCCACAAAUGGGUAUAUCUCAUGGCCAAAGUGGAAUGAAUCCUCACCUGUACUGAUGAACCUGAACACCACAGGUGGAAAGACAGUCUACGACCACAUUACUGAUCAACUAUCGUACUGGCUCCGAAAAGGACCUGGCGUAACGAACAUGUUUACACUGGCAGAUGCAUCAAGCUGGGAAGGUGGUCGCGGAGAGCGCUGCAAGUUCUGGCAAAGUGUUGGUCCACGGGUGCCACAAUGA
Molecule: messenger RNA, 1788 nt
Organism: Penicillium longicatenatum
Lineage: Eukaryota; Fungi; Ascomycota; Eurotiomycetes; Eurotiales; Aspergillaceae
Exons: 5
Coding region: 1-1788 (595 amino acids)
Source: RefSeq, a predicted model, not a curated record